Pocillopora meandrina is the source of this 16336-nucleotide messenger RNA. The record is from the annotation of a GenBank genome assembly. NCBI's taxonomy places the organism in Eukaryota, Metazoa, Cnidaria, Anthozoa, Scleractinia, Pocilloporidae.
AUGGCUGAUUCAGCUUCAAACAAUUCCAGUGAUUCUACUUGCUCUUCAUGUGCAAAAAUGAAAGAGGUUUGUUGGGUCUUUUUCUCAAAAUAAUUGUUCCAGACCCUUAAAAACGUCCAAACUACGUCUUGUUUCUUGUUUAGUUUACAAAUAUGAGGUUCUCACUUAAAGGACACAAGUUGUGUUUUUUACGGUUUUCCGGUUGAUUCUGACAAUGCUAAGAACGGUCCACGAAGGUUGACGUUGUUUUAUUACGCUUUCAUUGAUUAUGAAUGUUCGGUUUUCAUGUACAUGUGCUUUGCUGCAAGAAGAGAGCUGAGUACACUGACAAGCUUCAUUAUUAUGCAUGUUCCUUUUAUCCUGUUAAAUCACAGUGUUCUCAAUCAGUCAUGUACAAAUAACCACAAUCUCCAUAAUCUCUCUUUGUCGCAAUGUUAAUAUGAGUAAUGUUAAGACUUAGUGGGACAACCACUCCGGAAAAAAGUGUAUGUUCUAGCUAUACAUACACGUGCACUUCUCAUGUACAAGUGGUUUGAGCUUCUAAGAAGAACUAAAUAAAUUUCAUAAUUAGUACCUUUUGGUCAAUUUUUUUGGGCAGUUAGGGCACUAAUGAUCAUGGCUACCUGUGGUUUCUUUCAGGUACUUGAGGCCACUAAGAAAGAACAUGCACUGACACUAAGAAUGAUCAAAGAAAAGAUUAUUUCAACGGAGUAAGUUAAAUUUUACCUGUUAUUAAAAAGAUUAACCCAGGUGUCUGUGUUGACAAGACAGUGAGAUUAACCACUAAAUCAAAGAUUUUUUGAUUUGUGUAUAUUUCUCUCCCUUUAUGAAAACACAUUUCAGUGUACUGUUUUGCAAUGUGAGAACUUUAGUCCACAGGUAGUUAGCUUUAUUUUGUAUUUUUCUGUUGUCUUUGUCCAUAUUUGUUUAUUUUAUGCCCCUGACCUAAAGACGAUUUUAACUCUAACUAAAUUACAUGUACUGUAGGCAGCCCUUAAAUUUUUGUUGCUUUUUUUUUCUCUUGGUACAAUAUUUUGAACUCUACUCCAUUUUGAAUCAGAGUUUAAGGUAUUUGCUUAAGUCACUUAUUUUCUUAAGUUGUUUAAGUCUGAGCAGCUCCUCUUUAGAGGUAACAGCCUUGAGGUUAGUUUUCACUGGAGACAGAGUCAUAUUCGGAGUCAGUGGAGGACUUUCAACCUACUGUUAAUCACAAAUCAGGUUGUAAGCAGAGUCAAAAUAUAGACAAAAUCAGAGUCAGAAGAAAGGAAACAAUUUCAGUUUUUUCCAAAAUUAACUAGUUUGUCGUUAUUUUUGCUAUUAUAGUGAGCUUAUCAAGAAGUAUCAAGAGAAAUGCUUGGGUAUCCUUUCAAUGUUUUCUUGAAGAUAAAUACAAUGUAUUUAAUUUUGUUUGUUUACUUGUUUAUUGCAAAACUUUGAAAUUGAUAAGUGUCCAUAUCAUUCCCUCUCUUUGCCAAUCAAUCAUAACCAUUACAAUUUCCUCAAAUGUGAUUGGUGCAUUACCUGCUUUAUUUUUCACUAAUCAUUCUGUGCAGUUGUUAUCGAACAGUGUAAUCCAACAGUUGGCUGUAAUGGGAUACCUGUUACUGGACAGUUGAAGCAGCCAAUCAUAAUCAGUCCUUUCAGCCAAAUCCACUGACCACAGAAUUGAUCACAAUAACCAUAGCAACAACCACUUAUACUAAGAAAACAGUGGAAUUUCCAUAAUUGAGGAAUUUUUUACCAAGACAUUGUUUCUACAAGAGAUAUAUGUCCUAAAUGUUUUCUUCUGUUUUGAGAAAUUGCAACGGAUAUGAUUUAUUGGUAACAGGACUUUGUGUUGUCCAAUUCUGUCUGUAAUCAUACUUGUGAUUGACAAAUCACACUUCUGCUUUGCAGUCGACUGAUUUUGUUAAUUGCUUGUAUGAUUAUGGACUGAAUUGGAUUUCACUUGGUCCUUUUACCAGAAUUAAUUUAAAUGUACAAAUUAUUGGACCAGGUAUUACACAAUGUUGGGUAAAUGGAGUAUCCAGACCCUCCCCAACCAGACAACAGGGAUGUUGUGCUACUUCUCAGAUGCCAAAAUUUUUUAAACUAUAGAAUAGCAUUUAAUAUACUGUGGCCUUCAAAAUUCUCUUGUCUUGAAGUAUUUCUUAGCUUAUUUUGGUUGUAGUUGAAAAAAAAAUGUGUUUUCAGAAGCAGGAGUUUUAAACCCCCAAAUUAUCAAAAAUUUCUGGAUCAGUUCCAACUAACAUUUCGUGUUUGGUGCUCAGAGCACCUUUAAAUGGUACUCAAUGAGUUAGAAUUCUUAAGUGUAAUUAUUUUCCCCUUCAGAAUAUGGAAAACUUAGGAAUGUGCAGCAAAACCAUGACUACAUGUAAAACUCUGAAAGAUUCUGUAUGGUAUAAGUUCUGUGUAGUGUAUUGAGUACUUGGUAGUGAAGACCUUUUGGAUUGCAUAUACUUGUCUCUAGAAAUAUUUACUUACAAGUUAAUGAAGUUCUCUUUUGAUGUGAGUCCUUGACCAGUUGUAGAAUCUGAUAAACAUCUUCAACAAGCCACUGACUUCACACUGAAACUGGAAGCAGCUCAGAUGUAAGACAAUUUGAAAUGAUACAAUCAUGCAAUUGCCAUUGUAUAUAAGAUUGUCUGAAAUUAGGUUUUAAAAGCCAUAACUACUUUAGUCUAAAUUAAAUGCUGAUGAUGGGUUUGUUUUUACAGUAAAAUGAUUUGAUAUGGGAAUUGAGUUUAAGAAAAAUUGUUUGAUGCAAGGGUAGUGCAGAACAUCAUAAGGUGUACAUGUACACUUUUAAGACUCAUCACCUUUGGUAUUAUUUUUAAAAUAUGUCAUUUUUAUAUUUAGAAAUUUAUUAAUAGUUAUUAGUAUUGUAAGCCCUUGUUGGAAGAUAAGAAAUUAUUUGAUUGUGUUGUAUGACAUAAAUGUUCUGUAUGCCAAAAAGGAAUAUUUGCUUAAGUUUAAGCAUUUUUAAAGUUGCUGGAAAGUAAAUGUUCAGCCAUCUUUAGUCUUUAAAUUCUAACUAUAUCUGGAAUUGUAGUAUUUAUUGUAAUUUUGUGCUAUGACUACAGGAAAAUUGAAACUUUGCAAGGCCAGCUGGACAGGGCACUACAUUCCAGUGAACCUCUGAGGAAGGUACCUAUCUUGUUGAAGUUGAUGUUGUUGGUGGUGGCUCUCUUUACUGUUUUUCAACAGUGUGGCAAAUAUGGGGCUUAUGAUAACUAAUUUAAGAGUGUGCUGAAUGAUCUGACUUGAAUGUCAAUUGAACUCUCAAUCCUAUGCCCUAGGGGUCAAAUUUGAAGAAGGGGUUACAAGGAUUUCUGAAAUGUUUGAAGUAUGACUCAGACUUGGUAAAAGUAGAUGACUGUGAAAAGUUCAUGAAGGGCCAAAAGGUUAUUAUUUUGACCAGAGUAAUCAGUGGCAUGUUAUCAAGUAGCCAGCAGAACUCUGGCUGUCACUGGCCUGUUUUGAAAUUCCUGUGGUCGGAGUUGGUUGAUUUGAUAUUGUAACACCAUCCCUGCCUGCCAUUUUGGUUGCGUUACGCAUAACGUGAUGUUACUGAUUACAUAUACAGAACCUUUUUUUUUUUUGAGCUCCACAAGUAGCAGAAUGUUUAUAGAAUCCUACCAAGUGUAUGGCUUUGCUUGGAGCCAGAGUUUUUUGUUCAGAACCCCAUGUUACCUUACAGUCCUUGAUGGUCUUGUGUGGUCCUAGGUUUAGGUCAGACUGAUUUUCAAAUCUUUAGUAUAAUUUUGAUGCAGAUCUUAUACCUUACAAGUUGGAUUAUAUUUAGAAGUAUGGUUUUUUCAACAUCAGUUACCUCGCACCCCUUUCCACCCUGAAUGGUAGUUGCUACGGAUAUGCUCAUGUAGACAUUCAUUUGUUUACUUCUUGUCAAUCUGUUUUAAAUCUUCUUGAACAAAUAUGAUAAAAAGAUUGGUAAUAAUUUGUAGGAUUCACAUAAUUUUUUCAAAAUCACCCAGCAGACCCUUUCUGAAAUCAUGGAUUACCUCAAAAAAAUUCAAGCCAUUCUUCCCCCUUCUACUUUUCAUUUUAUCAUAAAUCAUCAUUUACCUAACUUAAAAAUAUUUUACCUUGUUUCAAUUUAAGUUGGAAGUGCUCUUGUUUAUUUCAGAAUGUAGCACGACUGCACAGGGAAAAGUCCUUAGCUGAUUCAACCAUUGCAGAAUUACAAGAAAAGCUACAGACAUUUGAGGUACUCCACCAAUGGGAUGAUAUAAGUACAUUCUUUUCAAUGGUUUAACUCGUAAUAUGCACAGUUAUUUUGCAAUUUGCAUAGUAUUUUUCCAAGCCCUGAAGGGUAAAGGAAAAAUAAAAACAAUGAGAAAAAUGUCCAUGCUUAUUUUAUGUUAAACCAUGGAAUAAGGGACUUAUAAUUCCACUAUUAUUGUGUUCGACGAAGGAAGAACACUUCCUAAUCUCCUGGGCUACCUGUGAUAGCGUAGGGGUCCUGAGCACGCAAGCGAAAGCUGACCCGUGUUUUUUCGUUCGAUCGGCCGGCCGUUCAUCUUUUCAGCGCCAUUUUGAAUGACGUCACAAUUUCGUUGCGCAAAGGAUGAAAAACAAUAUUUCCCCUUUGAAAUGCUGAAUGCACUUCCCUAAUCUCCAAUUUCUACUAGUUUCACUCUAAAGUAUUUUGAUUUUAGUUUGCAAAAUACAUCCUACAGUCUUAUCUGGACCCUUUGCAGAUCUGCAUGAUAUUGAUUGCAUAGGAAGUAUGUGAAAGACAAAAACAACAUGAGCAAAACCACUGAGGUGAUUCUUUGUGACCACCAAAAAACCUGUCAUACUAAAAAGUUUGUUUCUUUAAUAGUCAACCCUAAAAAACUGAAAAGAAAAUUAAAGUUGGAUCUUUUAGUGCAGCCAUUUUGCUGUUCUGUAUUUUUGCUCUUUCUAUGCUGUAAUACUGUGGCAUAUUCUGUAUGUUCUCAUGAUAAUAUAAUGCAGUAAAAUUGUAUAGUAAUGGAAUAGGACACACUGUGUAUGAUAGGAAAUAAACUUUGAUACAUUUAUCUCCUUUCUUUUAGUUGUUACUCCAUAUUGACAUUUUUAUUGAGAGUAACAGAAUUGUGCUCUUGCUCAGGAUUACCAGAAAUCUUAUUUCAUGGAGUUGUUUGUUUUUUGAUGAUGAACAACCACUCUGUUAACAAAAUACACACCGAAUCAGUCCUGGUCUUGUUAAUUUUUGCUGAUCUUAUUAUCAAUUGCAGAAAACAAACUCAGAGCUACUGAGUGUUACAAAACUCAAAGAAGAACAGGAAUGCCAGUGGAGGUUGGAGAAACAAGUUCAGGCUCAUGAGAUGCAAAAACAAAAAAAGAGGUAUCUGAUAAACAUACAUAUAAUUAGGAGCCCAGUCAAGUGGUUAAGUCAUUCACGAUUGGUCACGGAUCAAAACAGACCAAUCACAAUGGACCUAUGCCACUUGAGUCUUACAGCCAAUAACAUGAUGGCAAAACUGACCAGUAAGGUUACACAAACCAGACUUAAUACAUUCAAAUGACCACAACCAUUCACUUGACUCUGAUGAUGACUUCUGCACAGGUUGUCGUGACAUCAGUCACCACUAGCAACAACAGUCCUUCUCAGCACUACACUAUCACAUUUCCUUUAUUCUGGUAACCUUAAUGUUUGAUUCAAGAGUAAUAUUGUAAGGAGAAAUAAGAUCCUUGUCACCGUUAACCCUUUAACUCUUGCAAGUGAUCAAGACAGAAUUUCUCCUUACAAUAUCAAUACAAUAUCAACCAGAUAAGUGAUGAGAAUAAAGAAAUAUAUCAAUUUCAGGAUAGUUAGUUGAUCCAAUGCUAAAUUGUCUGAACUAACAUUAUGAGAAUUAUAUAUUUGACUGUGAGGAGAAUUACAAAUUUGAUCUGGGAGGUAAAGGGUUAAGAGCCAAAUGGUUAAAGGGCACACAGAAUGCCAGCUACACAAGGGAUGUGACAUUUAUCAUCUCCUUUCGUUGCUGAAUCCUAGUGAAGAUGAAUCAAAGCUCUUGGCACCUUGAAAGGUGAAAAUAUUGUGAAAUUGGUAUUACAUGUAUGUUGCAGCAGUGGAAUACACUGUAAGUCCAAAAAAAGUGACAGGAGAUCUUUACUUCUAUUAAAAAAAUAAUGGCAAAAUUGAACCCCCCUUGUGAAAUUAAAGUGAUCCUUUCCUGAGGUAGGAGCUAAUUUCUUGUGAUUUUACUUCUCAUGAAGGUGUAUUUUUCAGCUUGCAGAAAAGUGAAGCUGCUAUUGCAAAGCUACAGGAACAGAUCAAAAAAGAGAAAGGUGACUAAAUUAUUUCUCAGACUUUUGUGCAUUUUUGUUUGCUGUUCAUAUGUCUAAGGUGAUCAUGUCUCGUGCUGUUUAGAGCAAAACAAGGAGAUGUCCAGUUUGCUGAAUAAGGCGAAUAGAAAAGCAGCAAAGUUGGAGCAACAGCUUGAGAAAUCCAAGGUAAAAGAAACGAAACAUUUCUUUGCUAUUCCUCAUUAUUUGUUCUCUGAAGAAUAGGCCAUUUGUGAUAUAUUAAAAUUCAAACUUAGCUCCAAGGCUUGGGGGAAUAAAACAAAGGAAAUGACAUCAAGGUUGAGGGAUGAAUAAUAAAUUUCUUCAGUUUUAUCAUCCCUAGCCUCAGAGCCAUGUUAGAAUUUUGAUAUAUCAAAAACGGCCUAUUGUGCAGGAGCCAACUGGUGAACAUUGCUGAUUCUGGUUUCUGUUGCAUGACACCAGCAGAGGUGUAGCAACUCUCCUUGGAUGAGUUGUGGUGUUGGUUGUGUUACUUAACCCUGCCUCUACCAAAUAUUUCAUUUAUGCAAAACAGUGAGAUAAUUAAUUUUAUUUUGCUUUUAACGUAAUGAGCAGGGUAAACCAUUGCCAGUGGCUCAGUACCAUUUGCCAGUGCAGAAAAUGCACUUUUUGUAAUUCCAGAACUGGAUCCUGUAGCUGUCAUAUGGCGUAGCCAUGCAACCACACCUUUUUGGCACCAAACUCCUGAGGGUUCUGGUAUUAACAUUCUGCUGGUUAAAUUUAUGUCUGUGCUGCUGAACAAAAACUUGUCUUAGAUUUUGGAGUACAAAAUUUUCAUUAGCGAGCUGUCCAAACUUUCAUAGGCUUGGUGUCAUGCUGUGUGAUGGAAACACCUCAAUGCAUAAAUUUUCAACUUCUAGAAAGUGCGUCUGGUUCUUUGCAAGCGUAGCUCAAUGGAGUAAUGGUAGAGUAGAUGAAUUUCACAGCGUAUUUUAAACUUAUUUCAUGUAACUUUUUUCAUGUUUUUAUCCUCUUAAACAGGAUGAAAUCCAAAGUUUCAAGCUGGAAGCCCGACUUGGUUAGUUCAGCUUUGUUUGUACAUGUAUCGCGGUCUAAUUUUUGUGUUUCAUUUUAUUACAUUCAUAUGAACAGAAAGGAGAAAGUAUUGAACUUGGUGUUUCAUGAAAAUAACCUUUAUUACAAGAUAUUUAUAUAAAUAAAGAUUCAGGGCUUAAUAAUUGGGUAACUUAAAGUUUAUUCUCCCAAAUCUUCCAGCCCUCUCAUUCACAUUUCGUGAUGUUUCAUAACUUAGCUCUGAGAAUUUGUUCUUAAAACAGACAAAAUCCUUUUGUUGAUGUUUUCAUUCUUCUUGCCAUAAUUUUUUUUUAAUUAAAACUGUAUUAAUGUGGUAAGGAAAACUGACUUAUAUGCCUCUCUUUGAAUUGUUCAUGUAUUGAAAUUUUAUGGGCGCACUAACUCAAGUAUUUCGUUAAACGAUAUUUAUUUUCUCUCCUUACGUAGCUUCACAACGACUUCUGUGAUUGGAUUUGACUGACUGUCUGUAAAUUUAGUCGCAUUCUCUUUGAAAGUAAACUAGUUUUAGUUUCCAUGCUUUUGGUAAAUUGCGUCGCUUCUUUGAAAUAAUAUUCUUUCCAUCCUCGGUUUUCAUUGGUUUUUGCUGGUUAUUUAGCCCACCAGACCCUCUCUCAAUAUUCUCCUAUUUCUGUAUCAAGUAAGAUUAUUUUUACGCACAAACACUUGUACACCUCACAUUGGAUUCAGAUCUCUCUCUUUAUUUAAUUCCUAUAGCAAGAACUUAUGGGAAAGACAGGACAGAAAAGACACCAAAAUCGAGGUAAGAUUGGAUUUUGAUCACACGACAGUCGUCGAUUUUAAGUUGCAUGUACUAAUGAACCAUAACAAUAUUUCAAUUUGCGACAGGCCGUAAAGUUUCGGUUGUUGUGGUACUGGGCAAUUUAGUUGAUGGUAGUAUUUGGGUGUCGAUGACGUUCGUCUUCUUGAGCGCUGGUAGUUAACCGUUGAGUUUGCGUUCAAGCGUAGAAGUCGGCGCGCUUCCUCACACUUUCCCCGCACUUUUCUCGCAAUUACCCCGCAGUUUUAAUGCACUUUUAUUGCACUUUCUCCGCUAUUUUACUGCACUUUACCGAAGUUUUACCGCAUUUUAAACUCACUCCAAAAUAAAGCAGUACCGAAUGGUGCCGUUCUCGGUCUACAGUUCUUCGAAUUUUUUAAUAUGUAUUUUGUAAAAUCGUGAGCCCACGUUACCUUGCUAAGAUUUCUUUUUCCGUGCAGGCAAAGAAAGAAAUCUUGGCAGCCGCCUUCGUCGCCUGAGGGACAUAAACAGCCCUCAUCUUCGGGCUCCCAUUCAGAAGAACACCUGGAACAUAUAAUUGAAGAGCUAAAUGCGUUGAAGGAUAUGGCCCCAGCUCUCAGUCCCCUUCCGCCAAGUCCUGGCCCAGCAAAAGAGAGUUGCAGUGAAAGUAGCAACGAUGCUGGCAGCGAAGAUGGCGACAGCGAUUAUAGUUUAGGUGAUUUAGCGGAUAUUUUAACUGGUGAUCAGGGUGACGCGGAAAAUCCUGUAGGAAAAUCUUUGGCAACUAGAGACAGUAGUCAAGACUUCGACGAGGAUUUGGAAAACAGUUUCAAAGAGGCAGCGAAGGGUGAAAAUGAUAAUGAUAUUCAAGGCAACAAGGAUGAACCUUUGAUGAAUGAAGCCCCGAAUGAGUUUACUGCUCCUGUGCUUGAAGAAUCCGAAAACUUCUCUGAAACGAACUGCAAUGUCGACUAUGCAGGAGAUGAAACAUCAAAACGGGAAACAUUUCAUCAAGCGCAUCAUACCGGAACUCAAAUGAGCGAAUAUGCACUAGAGAAAGAUACGGAACCCAUUGAGACUGCGCAAGUAUUUAACGCAGCGAUAAACAAAGCGGAAUCGCCUGGUGUUCGGCAAAAGGGCAAGCGCCGAAUGACAUCACCGAAUCCCCAGGUCAUGACUCGAUCCAGGGCUAAAGCGAUGAAGCUAAGUUCCUCGUCUGAUGGUGACAGUUCAUCAGAGAAAGAAACUGGAAAAGAGUCAAAUAUAAGAUUAGGAAAUUCUUCUAAGAUAACAAACACUUGCUCAAAACGUAAUCCUGAUGCAAUAGAAAAGAGAAAAUCAAAGGGUACUCAAAACAGAGAUGAGAGAGAAGCUCCUUUCGUUUCCUUUACGGAAGCUCCCAGAAACCAGCGCGAAAUUCGGGAUCAAGGAAAUUGCUCGAACUCACUGUCUGAAGCUAUCAAUGGCGAUGCUGGUGACGUCACGCCUCACCAUGACUACGCCAACGAGCGCGAAUGCCUAGGAGCCUCGCUUUCAGGGUCAAAGGAACAAUUAGACGAUGAUAGCACUUCUCGUGUACCUCCAACGGAAACGGAAGGUGGUGUUACCUGUUACCGUGGAAACGAUGGUGAGCUUCGUGCCUCCGCAUUUCCGCUGCCAGGUUCAGUCGAACCAAAGGUCCUAAGAGAAAAUUCGGACGCGUUCCUAUCAGCGGUUGAUGUUCCCACCACAAACAUGUCUACUGUACUUGAGAGCGUUUCUGAAUCUCAAAUUAAGACUGCCGUUCCACUUUCCCCGUCGAAAGAGUUCAGUUCUGACAAUAAUGAUAUUUCUUUAGCCGAACUUAGCGAUAGAACUGACGCUUGUACUUGUGUUUCAAUAAAACCUGAAAACAUCGAAGCGGACGCGAAAGUUGUAGCUUGUAAGACAAAUGAACUAAACGACCGAAAUUUACGAGACAGUAGAAGUAGUCCUCAGGCCACUGACAGCGGGCACUCGUCAAGGUUUAAAAGCGAGGAGAUUGCAGAUAACACCGUUCCUGUGGACAAUUUACAAACCAUACGCAAUAAUUCAAAGGUCGAUUCAAUUCUUGUCGACGAUGAGAAUUGGUGUGACCAAUCAGAGGCCGUUAUUGAGGAGAAUCAGGAAGAUUUAAGUUGUUCAGCGGAAAGAAACAGUUCAGAUUUGGGUGAAUUAAGCGUGAGUAGUGCUCUCGAUGAUGAUCGUGAAAAUAAAACUGUGUUUGAAACCACUGGUUCUGAUCAAAAGGAGAGUGAUGUAAAUUCUUCCGGCUGCAAAGCUACUGGAAAAUUAGCAACAUGCAGUCCAAUUGAAAUUUUGACAGGCGAUGCAAAAAUCGAAACCAGUCUGGCAAUUUGUUCAAAGAAGCGUUCUUGUACUAUCACUGUGAAAACAAAGGAAGAGUCCUCAAUAGACAGUCACCACAUGAAGGAAAUCAUUGUAAACAGACAACUAGCUUCAAAGAGAAACGCCGAUUGCUUUGCGUCCGACGAAGCGAAGCUUGGUAGCUCAACUGAAGAUAGCGGAACUGAAAGGUUUACAGAUCAAGGGGCCAACUUGGGAGAAGGAAUUACAGCGUUGUGUGACGAUUCCGCGACGAAAUGUUCUUCUCUGACGCAUAAAGGUAGAGUGGCAACUACCACCAUCAUCACCCCUAGUGUGACUCACACGGGAACUAACGUGACACAUAGCAAUACUAGAGUGUCACGCUUCAAAACAAGUGUGAGUCCCACCGAAAGGAGUAUGACUCAAACUGGUGUGACUCACGGCAAAAUUAGUGAGACUCACACGGAAAAAAGUGUGACUUACACCAAAAUUUCAACAAAAUUGGAAAUUUCCGCCAAAGAAAAGCUUAAAGAUGCAAUUUAUGAAGACAGGAUAUCUCUGUCAAGAGCAAUGAUUCAGGAAGGGUCAUUAACGUUUCCUACGGGAGUAACGCUUUCUAACUUGGAGAAUGAUCUAGCGUCCUGUAAAGGUGCGCCGAGCAAAGAAGGAGAGCUAUCAAAAGGCAAGAGAAGGGAGUAUUCCGAAUUUCAAACAGAUACGAAGUCUUUAAGAACUCCCAAUAAAGAUGAAAGGAAGCCUCCGGUGGCUAUUGAACUUGACGGAGAUUUGCAAUCCUGUAGAAAUACUGCAGCAGAUUCUUUGGUUUCCACAGACGGGGUACGGAUAAAAUCUGAUGUGAUAAGAGUUUCGUCCAGUUUCAGAGACGGGAUCAAAGACUGCCCCGCAAAUUCCAGGCAGGAAACAGAGAGAACCGACAUGGAGAGGCAAAUGCCUUGUUAUAGCGGCCAUAGCGAUUGUAACACAUCGAGCGACAGAAGAAAACUUUCUGGUUGUAAAGAUAAGAUUUCCUCCUUUGAAGAUGAUGGUAAUGAUCAUGAAGGGAGAGAAAGUCCUUCUUCAGCUCUUCUUGAACAAGAAAGAACUCAAAUCAAAAGCAGUGAAAAAGCUUUGCAGUUGUUAGGGACCCUUGAUACAAGGGAAUCACCCAAAGCCUCGGCGACAGCACAUGAUUUGCAGGAUGACCCCCCAAUCGAAGCUUUGCUGAACAACCUCGAAGGCCUCUUAGAGGAUUUUCCAUCGCUAUCGCCUCUGCCUCCGUCUCCUUGCCCUUCAGACGACGAAACUGUUGUACUUCCAGCCUCUCCUAUUUCAAAUAGUGAUGGUAAUGACGUUACUAUUUUGAUGUCUGAUGCACAUGAUAAGUGUCCAGGCAAACGAGACGAAAGAGGCUUGACUGAACCAUACUCUAAAAGCUUGAAAAGAAACCCAAACAAAAACAUGUCUGGUUGUAACACAAGUUUUAACAAUAAGGACAUUUCGACAAAAAAUACUCUUGUCAAGACCAAAACAAUGACGUCGGAAUCAACUUCUUCGCCAACGAGAGGAGUCCUAUUGCAACGACCUUUGCAAACGCCUUUGUUGUUGAGAUCCCGUGCACAGGGAAGCGUCUCGGCAAAACGGACUCUACAACGAUCAGUGUCUGAUUCAGCAAUACAAAAGAAUGAGCCUCAAAGCAAAAGAGCUAAAAAACAUCUCAGUGUUACUGACAAACAACAAUCUCCAAAGUCGAGCGUACGUUUGGUUGCCUCUAGAGUUGCUCUUAACAAGGACGUAAUGAAGCAACCGUUGGAGAGCUGUGUUGGUAAUAAGGGACCAGUAUUUGUAAGCAACAAGGGAGCAAUACUGGUUGACCAGAAUAGCAACGUUCGGCCAAUAUUGGGGAAGGAAUUACAUAAAAAAGAUUCAACGAAGGCAACUGAUGAUAAAGACAGUAAAUUUCGACCUUUAUCGGUUCGACCAGGUUACCAGACAGAAGUCCAAUAUGUAAUCAAAUGCCUUGGCCGCAUUUAUGAAAAUAAUGUGGAGCUGGAAAUUGUGUUCAGUAGACUGACUAGUAAAAAAUGCAUUUCGUCCAGUACGCCGGUAGCUUCGGCAAUAAUCCAUUUUUUGAAAAAACGAAAGGACGAUCUUAUGCCUCACAUUCUUGAACAACUCGAGCAGAUUCAGUCUGAAGGGAGACCAUUAAACUGGAAACCUAUUAUUUCCAGUUUUGAGUCCCGUCUCUUGGAAGUGGUAUCCCUGUUAUCCAGUGAAGCUUUAUUUGGAAACUUGAUCGCGCAGUUGGUUACCCUGUGUUCUCGAAGUUUAAUCGAAGCUUCUUGUGCUUUCAAAGAGGAGGAAAUAAAAGGGAACUUGUCGUUAUGGUAAGUAUUACCUUUCAUCGAGACCUGAAAUGAUUAUUAGAAUGUCAAGGCAGACGCAAUUUCUUUCGUCAACUCUGUCAGAAGGCGAAAACACAAUAUCUAGACGUGGGAAAUUCCUUUUCUCUUCCGAACAGUCGAAUAUAAUUCUUUUUUUAACCGUUUACACCCUAGCAUCAGUAUGCAUUUUCUCCAUACUGUUGUCUAUGCAUUUUUUAUGGUGCUGACUAGGAGAAUUUGUUUAUCAAUCAAAAGCUUCUUUAGUUGGUAAUCAUUUCUUUUAUUCUCGUGACCUUCGAAUGUUUGAUUCAGGGGUGAUAUUGGAAGGAGAUAUUAGAUGCUAGUACUCUUAGGGGUUACGGUUUCAUUAUACCGUUUAAGCUUUGUGCAGGACCCUUUUUCUCAAAGUCUUGUGCAGACAUCUCUAUUACAUUCAAAUGUAAUUUCUUUCUCGACAAGUCACAAUUUUAUUGCGAGAUUACGCUUCUUGUUUGUAUUUUCGGUUUUUUAGCCGUGUCCUGACAGCCUUAUGUCAACUCAAAGACGAUCUUUCCAAUGCUCGAACAAUCCUUUAUGAUGUCAUACGCACGCUAUACAGUUUCCACAACGCGGCCUUAGAGCUCGUUGUUACCAUAGCUUCAGUUUGGCCCGAAGUCUUACGAUCGCCCUCCAACUGCCUGUCGGCUGAGCGAUCGCCUCUAGCUUGUACACUGAAGUUAGUGUUAUUGAAUUGGGCCAACAAGUGUCCGUCAUUGGAAUUUGGGAAAAUUCUGCGUAAUUUAUGCUGUUGGGAAGGUGAUUGUGCUACGGAUGAAGAACUGAAGGAUUUUGGAUCACAGCUUGCCAAGUGGUUGCAUGAAAAGAGCGGCGCCUCUGUUAGUGUUGGUAAAGGUACAGUGAAGGAAGUUGUUUGUAUAUUGAAACAAAAAUGAGUUGAAUAAGUCAGAUUGCUAGCUACACUCAUUUGGUAGGUCGUCUAUGAUGAUUUUCUCAUCCUUUCGCACCCAAAAUCUCAUUAAUAAUUCUCCUUACUGUCUGUCAUACAAUACUAUCGGUGUCCAUUUGGAGAAUUUGGUGUUUGAUCAACUGAUAAUCCCCAAAUUGAUAUUUUUCUUUACUCUCAUCACUUUUCCAUUGAUAUUGUAUUAAUACUGUAAGGAGAAAUUCUGUCUUGGUCAUUCAUGAGUGUUUAAGGGUUUAAUAGUUCUUGAGUUAAAAUUGCGCUCAGUAGCAGCUCAUACGCUUAAUACCCACCAGGGUUUCAUCCACAGACUUUAAAAAGAAGUGAGAACCACCUUAUUGAGUAAAAUAAAUAGCACCAUAUGAAAGAACUGCUCAAAAGCUUUCAAAUGAAUGGUCACUCACCAGGGUUCUAUCCACCAACUGAUUAGUUAUCAGUUUCUAUCCACCAACUGAUUAGUUAAACCCAAUUUGUAUAUUUUAGUAUUACUAAACUGUACCACUUGCAAUUGCUUCUCGGUAGCCUUCAUUUGAAAAGUCGUACACUAAGGUAUCAUCCGCAGCCUUUCAUUUGAAUCGACACUCACAAAGUUAAAAUGCGCAGACUUUAAAAGUUAGAAUUAGUGGUACCGCACCUAGUUGUUGAAAGAGCGGAUAACGCUAUCCAACACAUAAAAUGUUGUUUAUCAGAUAAGAGUCAGCAAAACUGAUUGCGCUAUCCACCGGAUAGAGAUUUAUCCAUUAGAUAGUGUCAUCCACCAUUCGCACAACUGGUGCCUGUAUGAUAGACAAUACCACAUGAAAGUAUGGCUCGGUAGUUCUCAUUUGAAUGGUUACGCGCGUGGGUUUCAUCCAGAGGCUCACGUCCUAUGUAUUAUUUUCCCUCCUAGAAGGAAGAUUUGUCCUCGACAGCUACUCUUUUGAGAUUGUCAAAUCCUUUGAGUUGUUAUCUUGUGUACUUGGUUGGAAAUGGACCUUAACUGAUCUCAUUCUGAACCACAUUUGGCAAAUAUUAAGAUCGUGGGCUGAGAAGGAGGCAGAAAGUUCUCGCACAGGUGAACGAGAAACGGCGUCAGUUGGAGAGGACAGUCAAGGUCUUGGAUUAGGCGAGUUCAGCAAAGCGACUUGCGUUUGUCUAAUGGUCACCGACAAGGACAAAAAUUCUGAUUUUUCUAAAGUAAUGCCUAGGGUUUUCAGCACUGAAGACGAAAUAACAAGCAACGAAAAUACCUCUAUGACAACAGGAGGCAAGGAAGGAGGGAAGAAACCUUUCACUGACGAAAAGGAAGUGUGUGGGAUUUGCCUUAAGUGUGGGAAUUCCACAGAAACCAGGCUGCCUGAAUCGCGAAUUGUUUUGUGUAUUCACCUUUUAGGUAAGUUUACGCGCAAAAGAAAAUAAAUAGUAUGUGAGUAAUCGAUGUUGGAGAAACGGAUGAAAACCAUUAAACGAGAUGAGUUUUUACAGGUUAAUUUCAGUUCACAGUGCCUUUCUUUCCCCGAAUGAAAUCGUUACCAGCUAAGUGUCUGGGAAACUUGAUGAAUUGCUGGGGGGGAGGGGGGGCGGGAGGUAACCUGCGUUGGAUUGUGCAUUCCAUUCAAGGGAAGUAGCAAUAUUCCCAGUCGCCUCGUACUACUGAAACCGAUGUAAGCUGAAAUGUUCUUAGAGUUAACUUCUCCCUAAUGACUGGCGUGCAGUUCUUAUAGAAUCGACAUUUGGGAGAUUAGUCGAGCAACUCCCCAUGAUCGACAUUUUCUUUCUUCUCAUCACCAGUCUCCUUGAUGUUAGAUUGACGUUGUGAGGACAAAUAACUUGCUUGUUGCUCCUGGAUGUGAAAUGGUUACUGCACAAUCAGCAGUAUCUUGCGAUUAGACAAGCAUCUGUGAGGACUUUCUUAAACUCAGAUCUUUUUUUUUUAGGCGGUUUAUGCAGAAUUGCUGUUGAAAAUGGACAACAUCCUGUGCCAGAAAUAAUCGACAUGCAAUGUGGACUCAUAGAUAAUACAUCACCAGACUCGAAAGGUACUGAAAAAACUGUUCGUUAACCUUUAAGAAGCCCUUCCCCUCACUUUUUUUCUGAAGUUUUCCUUUAAUUUUUAAUUUUUUUUUCACCAACAGUGACGUAUGCCAUUCAGCUUGCAGCGGCAAUGUCGCUCCUUGACGUAUCACCUUGGCAACCAGGAAGAGUAGCCUCGGUUGUGAACAAAUGGCUCUCUGCUUUGAAAGAGACAAACUAUAUCCAGACUCCCGUGUGCGUGUCACAAGGCCUGGUUUGUUUAAAGAGCAUUUUGCGGGUAAAUCAAAUGUGAAGUUUGACUAAGACAACAUGUGGCUUCAGUUUUUGAAGCUAAAACCGUCCGUGAUUGCACUUACAGAGAGAAGUACUGGAGAUGAAUUUAAGUGAAUGCGUCACAAGGUCUGUACAGGAAUAUAUGAAAACAUGUACGCGUUAAUGUUAAUAUUUAGAUAUGUGUCAAAAGUCGGAAAGGAAAAAGGAGAGAGAAACCUAGAAAGUAAAAGAUGUUGAGAUUUAAAAGACCAAACAAAUAGAAUAAAAUGC